This is a messenger RNA of Pantherophis guttatus, 4298 nucleotides long. It is a transcript of the gene STK11IP, whose product is annotated as serine/threonine kinase 11 interacting protein. Gene Ontology annotation, molecular function: protein binding. Gene Ontology annotation, biological process: intracellular protein localization. NCBI's taxonomy places the organism in Eukaryota, Metazoa, Chordata, Lepidosauria, Squamata, Colubridae. Gene Ontology annotation, cellular component: cytoplasm. The record is from RefSeq and is a predicted model, not a curated record.
GGGCCGGUUGGCGUUGCCUGUAUCGUGUGCUGGUUGCUUUGUCUUUCCUGCGCCGGGCUUCCCUUUCCUGUCAUGGAACGGGAGGGAACCUGGUAAUUUCUGAACAGUACAGUACUCUGCGGCCUGUUUAGGAUGGCAUCGUCUGCGCCCAAAAAAAUAAUGCUUCAGAGUCUAGCACAGUUGCUGCAGGAUUCUGGGGAUUUGGUUCUGGAUGGUACUAGCACCUUGACCUUGUUCACUUCCACACUUCAAAUUCUCAAUCAGAUCUUUGAGCAGUACCUACUGCCACGAAAUCAGAAUCAUGGCUUCAUUGCACUCUCAUCACACCCUGCUGAAACAUCUGCUAUUCUCCAAGCCCAGUUUCUCUUUGAUGUCUUGCAAAAAACUCUCUCACUGAAGCUCAUAUUUGUUCCUGAAUGUUCUCUACCAGCUCCUGUGAAGAUUUCUCCCUUUAAAUCAUUGCGGCGUUUAGAGUUGAGAUGUGUUCCUCUGCACUAUCUUCAGGGUCUGAGGUUUGUUUAUUCCCAAUUAGAGGCUUUGACCUGUUCCAGAUGUGUGAAUUCUCUGGAAGAGAUCCUUUCUGCAUGUGGUGGAGAUCUUAGUUCUGCACUUCCUUGGCUGGAAUUACAUACAGCCAACUUCAGCUACAAUUCUAUUGCAACCUUGGAUGAUUCACUGCAAUUAUUAAAUGUCCUGAAGGCUUUGGAUCUUAGUCAUAAUCUCAUCCAGGACUGCCAGCACUACCUGACUGUGCUGAUGGAGCUGGAAUAUUUAAAUGUGGCAUAUAAUUUCCUGCCUAAAAUGCCUGAACUUGGGCUACAUAGUAGGGCUAAACUGAUGAGUCUAAUUCUACGAUACAACCACCUAGCCAACAUUAGUGGUGUGGAACAACUGUCAAAUCUUCAACACCUAGAUAUUGCCUACAACUUGUUGCUGGAGCACUCUGCCUUAGCACCAUUGGCUUGGUUGCAUAACUUGAGAAGGUUGCAUCUGGAAGGAAAUCCUUUAUGGUUUCAUCCAAAUCACCGGCUUGCUACUCUAGUGCAUUUGUCUCCUAGAGCUAUUUCUUGUAAUUUCCUCCUUGAUGAAGAACCCUUGUCUGUCUCCAGUUUACAGCACCACUCAAACCUGAAUCGUGCCAUUGCUCAACCACUCUGCCCUUCAGGCUCAGAGAGAAUUAUGAUAAACCAGAAUCCUCUGGAAAGUUCCUAUGCUGCAGACCAAAGUGAUAGCCAGUCACCUAAAGAAAGCACAUCUGCCAUUCCAUCAUCUCGGAAGAGAACGAAGGGAAGAAUUAAAGUUCGCAGGGCCAGUAUUUCUGAGCCCAGUGACACGGAACAUGAGUACAGAACUCAACCUCUCUCGGAAGAUAUAUUUCAGCAACAUCAGGCAGAGAUGGAACGCAUGGACAAUGUUCGGGAUCGUUUUGGGGCAAAUUGGCUACAAUAUAGGCGACACCUAGAAGCAGAUGGACCUACAAAGUCUACUGUCCACUCUAGCAGCCCCACAGGAGACUCUCUAGACAGCUCAGGUGGGACAUCUGAGCAGAAGAAGAGCACCAUGCAGGAGCAGAAACUUCCUGAUGCUGCAGAAGGAAAAGACCCGGAACUGCCUGAUUCUGAAAUUGCAGUGGAAAAUCCCAAAGCAACAGCAGAAAAGGAUAGAUCAAUAGCUAAAGAAGAUAAAGAUCAGGAAGAAAUACUGGAAGUGGAUCUUUGCCAGCCUGUGCUAGUAAGCCAGAUAGAAGGUGAUGGCGACCCAGAGCCAGACUGGAUCUUCCUGCGAGUCACUGCCCAACAUGUUAUGGAAGUGGAGCUGAAAGCAGCCAAGGUUUUACACAGCCUGGAACUACAAAGUCUUCAGAAAGCAGAGACAUCGGAAAUGCACUGGAGAAGAAAGGACCUGGAACGUGAGUUUCCUGUUCUUACCCUUUAUUUCGACUAUAUCAGCAAGGAGCGUCAGAAACGUUGCUAUGUAGUAUUGGAUGAUGAUCCUGAAUUACGUAUGCAGGAUCUACUCAGCGUGCUGGCACCAACUCUGGAGAAAAAUAGGAAGAACAGAAGAUUGGCAGAAGGUCCAAAGCUCCAAUGUCUAAAAUGCAAACAAGAAUUCCUUGGGUUCCAGAUACUUCAGCUACAAAAACAGGUCUCUACAAAAGAGGGUACAGCUUUGUCUGAACAAGAUAUUGCUGCUUCCAGUGAGACCAUUAUCUGCCCUGGUUGCUCUAGUGAUCAUGUGGUAAUCAUACCAUGUGAGAGGCCUUCGAAUGCUCUAGUGUUUUCUCAGGAUUGCUUCAAUGAAAGCCAGCAAGAGGCGGAGUCCGGAAAAUUUUACAUUGGCGAUGACAAUCAUUCUGAAACAGGAACCAGUUCCAGCACCCAGAUUCAAGAACUUAGCAAUGAUCAUGGCAGUGCAGCCCAUUCCAGUUCUCGCAGUUCUGAAGGAGUGGAACCUUCCAGGAGGGAUUUGAGCUCCAAGGGUCGAUAUUCCUCCCUCAGCCACACAGAUACCAAUGGAGGAAGCUUGAUGGGAAGCUACCAUUAUGGUCCUUCCUGUGGUCACACCCCUUCCCAGCUGUCCCUGAGCUCAGAGCAUGAAGAGCAGUGGAACCUUAGUCCCCCUACCAACAGUAUGCUAGGCAUGCGAGACUUAUUCUCUGUGGACCAUAGGCUAAAACUUUAUUUAGACAUGGAAGUCUUUGAGAAGGCAGAAGAGUUCAAAUGUUUUCUCAAGGUAGCGGUCGUGAAAAAUGGACAGCCUGGGGAGUUCCUGGCCCUCUUGGUGGCUUCAGAUGUUCGACUUCAUGUGUUGGAGAUAACUGGAGAGAUAAGGGGACAACCAUCAGAUUGGCUGAAGAAGGGAGACUGUCACUUCCUGUCUGACAUCUCUUGCUUAGAGGUGGGGUUAUGUCAUCAAAGCUUGCAUGUGGAGUUUGGGAAUCCCUCUGUCUCCUAUACACUGCUGCUUCGCAACCAGAGCCACUGCAGAAGAUUUCUCCAAUGUUUGACAUACCUCAUAGAAGAACUGCCAACAAAAAGCAAGAGUAAAAUCCCAGACGUCACUAUGGUAGAAAUGAACUCACAGCAUUCAUUAUGGCCAUUGAUUGAUAAAGAUCUUGCAAGAGAAGCUGUGAGUGGUUCAACCAGACCAUUCUUCUACUUACUGACAUACCUCAUCCAAGGAUCUUCUGCAUUUCCUGUGACUUUGCUGAGUACUCGUAGUAAUAUGUUCCUGGUGGAAGAAGAUCAUCAGUGGCAACAGGUCCAGCCUUCCUCUGGCUCAGGCAGUUAUGUUGAGAAACAGCCCAAGGACUGCAUCCUGCUGAAAGCAAGUGAGCCAAUCAGCAGCAUCAGUGGUGUAGUACUUUACCGUUUCUCUCCUUGUGAUGUAAAGCUGCAACUUUAUGAUGAGGUCUUAAAGGUGGAAAGCACUUGGCAUUUGCGCACAGAAUGUCCUGACUUGCUGGCUGAAUUGGUAGAAUGGCUUCGUGUGCCCUGGGAAGAGAUGUUCUCAAUUGCUCUCCGUAAGACGAUACUAGAAGUGCUGGAGUGAAUUGAAGGACUCUCAACUACAACUUUACUGUUCCUCUAGGAUUAGAUGGGUGGUUCUUGGAUCACCUUCCAGUCUUCGUGGCUCAUAACAAUUUUAAAUUUUACUGCCAUUGGAAGUUUUAACAUUUGGAAACUGCAACUGGGUAAUAGGCAUCCAUCCUCUUUCUUCAUAUCAAAGAUCCUUGGAUGUAUAAAAAUGUCUUCAGUUGACUGUGCAUAGGUCUUAUCCUGUGCACUAGGAGUCAGGCCAGUCUGGCAGAAUAUUUUCUAUUGUACUGAAAGAGAUUCCAGAGUUACUUCAAGACUAUUCCUGCACUUGUCACUUUUGGUUGGAUAGCAGCUGCUGGAGAUUAUGGUGGAAGUUACACAAAGGAAUUGGAUUGUUCGGGAUUGUGCAUAGAACUGGAUUGUGAUGGAUCAGAAACAUGAGCCUGGGAACCCUCACUGCAAAUCUGUAAAAAUUUCUGACUAUUUUGGCUUCAUUUUGCAGAACUCAUUAUCCAGACUGGUCUAGAAUUUAGACUGCAAUCCAUGCCCCUGUGCUGGAAGAAUUGUUUUCUGGGUUGUCUUGGUUAUUGGAAUGGGGAUUCUGAUAAUUUUUGCAUAUUUUUGUCUCUGGGCAUGCAGAGAUAUUUGUGUACUCAGGGGAAAAGUCACUGGAAGCCAUUGCCUUCCCUGGACAGAACAGAGAUAAAUUUUAAGUGUAAACUUUUAUAUGUGGUGUUAAAUAAAAGUGCUUUUUAUGAA